AUGCAUGGUAUACUAGAUGCCAAAAAUUGCUUGCAGUACGAUUAUCAGAAGGUGGGUGGCAUUUUUCUAGAUUUCUAUCACCAGCUUUUUUCUUCUGAUCAUGGUUCUAAGGAGAUUGAAAUUUUUGAUGCUAUGAAAAAACGUGUCCCUCAGAUGACUCAACAUGCACUAAACUUGGAUUUGACAAGGGAUGAAGUUGAGGCUGCCUUACAAUCUAUGGCUCCCACUAAAUCUCUGGGUCUGGAUGGGAUGCUUGCUUUAUUUUACCAGAAGUAUUGGGAUGUUGUGGGAAGUGAUGUUUGUCAGCUUUUGAAUGUUCUCAAUGGUUGUGAUAGUUGUUGGUCUGUAGCGAAUCUCGUGGCCUGGUGCUCCGGGCCGAGGGGAUGUGCGUCAACACGUGACGUCCUCCUUUUGGAUGCGGUGCGGUUGUGCGCGGGUGUGCCAGCACGGUCUACCGUGCGUCAAGAUGAUGAUGAGGUUCGGGUAGAAGAUGGUUUAAAUGUUGCGCCUGUUUUGCGUUCGACUCCUAAUCAAACGAUCGUGGCCGAGUGA
This is a messenger RNA of Prunus armeniaca (apricot), 552 nucleotides long. Lineage: Eukaryota; Viridiplantae; Streptophyta; Magnoliopsida; Rosales; Rosaceae. The record is from the annotation of a GenBank genome assembly.